Messenger RNA from Cicer arietinum (chickpea), 1290 nucleotides. RefSeq names its product GEM-like protein 1. NCBI's taxonomy places the organism in Eukaryota, Viridiplantae, Streptophyta, Magnoliopsida, Fabales, Fabaceae. The record is from RefSeq and is a predicted model, not a curated record.
AAAGAGUUAAGAGUGAGAUCUAGAAAGAGGGUUGAAGAGCAGGAAGCAGGCAGUCAAGGAAUUUGAUAUUUGAAUUGGAGUUCCACGCACGUUGUUUAAUUUAAUUGUUUUGACCGAAAAAUAUAAAAGAAAUAUUCCUCUAAGUCAAUUUGGGUCUGAAAAUCAAAAUCAAAAUCAAAAUCAAAAUCAGAAGGCGAUCUUGAACAACAUGAGUGGUGAUCAAUCUCAAACCCAUCAUCAUGUUCAACCCGAUGAACAAACUGUUUCCGUCUCUCUCUCUGACGACUCUCACUCUCACACUCACACCCCUGAUUACGCUCCAUAUCCUAAACUCGACCCAAACGACGUCGUUCCACCACCACCUCAACCCCUCAACUCUGAAUCUCGCUCCACCGAUGCUGCCACCACUAUGCCCACUGAACCUAAUCCCUAUGUCUCUCCGGCGCCGGUCCCCGCACCCACACCUGCUAAGAACACUUUAGAUUCGGUGAAAGACGUUCUUGGGAAAUGGGGGAAAAAAGCCGCUGAAGCUACCAAGAAAGCUGAGGAUCUUGCUGGGAAUAUGUGGCAGCACUUGAAAACGGGGCCUAGUUUUGCUGAUGCUGCUGUGGGGAGGAUUGCUCAGGGAACAAAAGUCCUUGCAGAAGGUGGCUAUGAAAAGAUCUUUAGACAAACAUUUCAGACUGUACCUGAGGAACAACUUCUUAAAACAUAUGCAUGUUACCUCUCCACCUCUGCUGGUCCUGUCAUGGGAGUUUUGUAUUUGUCAACUGCUAAGCUGGCAUUUUGUAGUGAUAAUCCACUUUCUUACCAAACCGGUGACCAGACUCAAUGGAGCUAUUAUAAGGUGGUCAUUCCAUUGCAUCAGCUGAGGGCAGUGAACCCAUCCACAAGCAGAACCAACCCAUCUGAAAAAUUCAUACAGAUUAUCUCCGUCGACAACCAUGAAUUUUGGUUUAUGGGCUUUGUGCACUACGACAGCGCUGUUAAAUAUAUUCAUGAAGCAUUGCAGUCCCGCUGAUACACAGGGGAUCAUGUAAAGAAAAGGUUUGUGUUGAUAAAUUAUAUCCUCAAUUCAUAAAAACAUGAAACAUUUUAUGUUUAUACUGUAUUUCGUUAGUCUAGUUUGUGGAGCUGUUAUAGUAUUAUUAUUGUGAUGUAAACUCAUUCGUUGUUUUGGUAUUUAUGUGGUUUACAUGUGUGACAUCAUAUUAUUAUUACUUUCCAAAUGUGUAAGUCGAUUGGUUUGUUAUAUGUUGGACCAAUUUAAACGGUGGGUUGGUUUACAUA